GUCAUAAAAAAGGUUUGUUUAGGAGUACCAAAUCUGUCCUUCCCAAAAUCGCUUAAAAUUGAAAAAUUUCAAAAUUAUCCAUAUUUCUACACUGUCAUAUCUCCUACAUGGAUUCAUGUAGACACACACAAAUCUCCAGGAUUUUUCACCGAUCCCUGCUGAUACCUACGGUCCAAAAAUUUUUUGGAUACCUUUUAUCGUUUUUGCGUGAAGUAGGUUUGUUUGAGAGUGAAAAAUUAACCUUCACCCGGGUGAAAAAUGGUCAAAAUGAUCCACUUUUUCACAAGGUCACACCUCUCAGACAGAUUUUUAUAGAAACUUGAGAAGGUCAGGUGCAUACCUAUCAGCUGAGACAUACAGUUUUUGAUAGAUGUUCAUCCAAAACCACUUAAAAAAACUGAAAAAGCUAGUUUACAUUUCAUACAAUCAAUAGUUCCUCAUAAAAUUCAGAAUAAAAAGAAGAUAUUACUUACAAGAUGCCGAACCUUAGUACCUGUUUGCAUUUUGGUCCAAAACAACCUCAGAUCAUGACAUUGACUGACUCUGAACAUUGGUUCUGAUUCUGUCCAGGAUGUCUCUAAGGUUCAACCAUCUUGUAGCUGGAGUUCCUGGGUGUUGGCAUGUUUUAACGGUGACACCCUGGUCAGUGACGAGUACUCAGCAUAAACAAGUCAUGAAUACCAGUUUAAUAUCAGCUUUGUGUUGAUGGGGAACUUGUUAUAAAGCAUGGUGUGAAUCAUAUACAUACCAGGACAUAGAUACACGGUAUUCAACAUUGGGUUUAAGGAAGUUCAGUUAAAACAUAAAGAUACAAACAAGAGAAUCUCCCUCAGGCUCAGAAGAGCAAAUUAUGUGACCCACAGUUUGUUGUUCAGUAGCAUUUCAGUCCCACCCUGAACUGCUUGAACCUCAGAAUGGUAUUUAAAUAAUAGCUCCAUGACAGUCCAGAUGAACCUGUUUUGUAAACUCAGACACCUGCUGAGCUGAUCACAUCUACAGAAUUAAACAAUGUUUGAUUACAGCUUGAAGGAGAGCUCAGUGAGCUUUGGACAGAUGCUAACUAACAUUCAGGACAACUAAAACAGAGAAAUUAUAGAUAUUUCUUUGUUCUGCACCAAUCACAGCUUUACUUCUGUUCAUUAAUGUCAUCAUCAACAUCAUCCACUGGCAGCCAAACAAGACUACCUGUAAUCUGGAAUUUAUAGUCAGAUUAUCUGUUUUUAGUGAUAAAUGUUGUGACUCAUCAUUUCAGGCCAGAUGCUCAGAGAUCCGGCCGUGGAGGUUGGAAGAACAGAAAGGUUCUAGAUUUAGAUUUCACUCAUUUCAUUUGAAUAAUUUUUAGUUCAUAGAAAUGUUGGUAAAUCAUUGGAGCCUCUCCCAGUCGUUAGGUGGAAAAGUUCAACAUCUAAAUUCUUGUUUGGAGCAUUUAGGGUUCUGUUGGUUUCCGAACCAACCCACAGAAACACAGGUACCAGACAUGCAGAACAAAGGGAUCUUCAGUGUAAACUCACUAUUAUUUGAUAUUGUAUCUUAAUAUUUACACAUUGGAAAACAUACACAUUAAUGUCCAUUUGCUUGCAUUUGUUAUUUAUUCUAUUUUUGAUGUUAAUGUUAAAUAGUUCUGCUCAACUAAAUCCAUCCAAGCCCUCCAAGACCGUCUCUGGUUUACUCACAUUCCUCUGCAGAUGCUUUUGCCAACAGCAGAUAUUUUACAAACAUACCUUUGAACUUAGGACGUUUUCAGCCUGGGGCAUGUACCUGUGACAUACCGAACCUGUCCCAGGUGUCCUUUCUUCCAAUCAGGAGGCUUGACCAUCAACUCCUCCUCUUCUCUGAGGAGAGGAUAAAAUGAGGGACACGGUCAGAGCGAACAAACAGAUCAGAGUCCACCAGACUGAUACUUCAACUUCAGUCAUCAGAGAGCCUCCUGGACAGCAGCCUUCAUCCUCCUCAUCCUCCUGCAGAGGCUCUCUGUCAGCUGAUUGGUCACCUCCAACAUGCUCCGCCUCCUCCUUCUCCUCUCUGCUGCCAUAGCCCUGUCAGGUGCUGAUAUACAGGUGAUGACAACUAACUCAGAACUCGACAUCAGCUCGUAUCCCUUCACAUAUUUUGGACAGAAGUAUGAACGAGUCUAUGUGAACUUCACCAGUGAGAACGUUGUGAUCUGUUUCAACGGCUAUUAUGACCCUCAGAACAAAGGAGACUGUUUGGUGCGACCUGGAGCAGUUCGGGUUGAAUUUUACAUUUUUGACAGAGAUCUGUAUAAUGAAAAGCUUUUCAGACAGGACCUGCCAUCCAUUUCCAACUCUCUGGAAUGUGACAUGGAGUUUUUCACUUCCUCAGUGAUUUCUUGGGUAGCAAACUUCGGGUCACAAGCAGCUUUACUUGUAGUAUUUGGUAGUGAGGGUACAGCGCUCACAGAUGUUCUGGUGGAUGGUAACAAGGUCAACACGGUGAAUGUUACAAACGCGACAGAUAUCUUAACAUUUUCUGGAUCUGCAGACCUGAGCGGUUGCAGACAUUCAGGGGUUCUGCUCAGGCCUGGUGAGGUGAGUUCUGAUCCUGAAACCUGUUUCAGUCUCAACUGUUCUCAGACUGCAGUCCUCCAGACCUCCACCUGUGGGCCUCUGGAGCGUUGUCAAGGCAACGGCAUCUGCAGCUUGGACACCAUCUGCACUGUGACGGGUCCCGCUGUCAUCAACUUCCACGGCCAGCAGAACUCUGUGAAGGAUCGGUGUUCGUACUCUCUGCUGAGGAUCCCAUCAAUCCCAGACUUCCAGGUUCUGGCCAACUUCCAGGAGCGGCACCGUAAAGAUGUGAGCUUUCUGGACAGCGUGACGCUGCGACUGAACGGGUCGGGCAUUCACAUUUACCUGAAACAAGGAGGCAGAGUUCUGCUGGACGACUCGGCGCUGACCCUCAACAGCUCGGUUCAGACGGUUCAUGGUGUGAAGCUCUCUAAGGACCAAACUGGAGUCACUGCUAAGGUGUCGCUGUCCAACUUCAAGGCUUCUGUCUUCUUUGAUGGCUCCACCGCACAGAUCCACCUGGAAGGACCUGCAGGACAGUCUCUGCAGGGUCUGUGUGGAAACUCCAGCAGGUCUCUGAGUACAGAGAGGGUCUCUGAGGACAGCUCCACCAGCUGUGAGAUGCAGUACAUGGACAGUAAUGACACGAUGAUCAACUGCACCAAGAUGACUGAACGCUGUAACCUCCUGAAGGAGGCGCCCUUCUCCUCCUGUGACAUCGACCCAGAGCCCUACAUCAGCGCCUGCAUAGACACCUUGUGCAGCUACUCUGAUCUGGACCACCUCAGGUGUCAGUUCCUGGAGGCCUACGCCAGAGCCUGCAGCCUGAAGAGCAACACCACACUGGAGGACUGGAGGUCCAAGGCUGAUUGCUCGCCCCCUGGGGCCUUCUGCCAGGACAGGACCUGCAGCGAUCAUGAGUUCUGUGGAGAGAAGACUGCUGGUGGAGAAACUCGCUGCUUCUGUCGGGCCAUUUUUGCCUCCAAGUACAGAAAGAUCAACUCUUUGGGUGAUCCACCGGUCUGCAGUGAGAACUCUGCUUCUCUCAGUCUGGUCGGGUGUCUCCUGGAGGACAAAGGCAUCGACUACUCUGUCUUACAGCUCAAAGAACCGACCUGCAGAGGUCAGAUUGACAAGCAGACCCACAUGGUGACUUUCAGCUUCAACAGCGCCAACCUCUGUGGGACGGAAAUCACGAACAACAACAGCCAAGUCAUCUACAAAAACACCAUCAUGUCCCAGAACCUCUCCUCUGGUGGCAUUACCCGCCAAGACCAGGUGUACAUUGACUUCUCCUGCAUUCAGACUCAGCCGGACAUCAAGACCGCGAUCUUCAGAAGCUCCGUGGUUCAGGUCAUCUCAUCCGGACCUUGGAGGUACUCUCUGACCAUGAAGGCCUACACUGACCCCGGCCGAACUCAAGCUGUGUAUUCAAACACCGAAGUGCGGCUGAACCAAAAGAUCUGGGUGGAGCUGGACACUGAUGGCCUGGAUGAAAAACUGGUUGCCGUGGUUACCGACUCCUGCUGGGCAACAGACCAAGCCUCCCCCACUGGGGGUCGCAAAUAUUACCUGAUCAAGAAUGGCUGUCCAAGCUCUGAAGACCAGACGGUGACAGUGGAGGGAAAUGGAGAGGGAACCUCCAACUACUUCUCCUUCAACAUGUUCCAGUUCACUGGGAGCUCUGCUGAUCUCUACCUGCACUGUAAACUGCAGCUGUGUGUCAAACAGGAGAACAGUUGUGUCAAGAACUGUGAUGGAGCUCGGAAGCGCAGAUUUGCCAGGUCCAAUUAUGAAGGAGCUGCCUUUAUCAGCAUGGCUUGGACUACUUAGGUGGCUUCCACAGUGACUGGCUGAAAGGCUGCAAACCUCCAUGAUGAUUCCAGUCUUUGGACCAGUUCUGACCCAGAGCCUGGAUGUUAUGAGGACAUCUCUGACACAUAAUGGGUCUACAGCUGAUACUCUCUUUGAUUUUAUGUGAAUCUGGUGAAGGGAAAUGAGUGGGUUACAUGUGAUGUUUAUUAUAACCAGAUGAAAACGUCUAAGAAACAUUCAAAUAAUCAGAUUUUAUGCUUAGAGUCUCUGUAUCCUCCUGCAUCCUGAAGGCCAUAUGUUGGAUUAGAGUUGGUACAAACCAGUUGACCUUCUGUCUUCAAGAAGUGUCUGGUCACAGGAUACAGAUGUCUAAGAGCAGUGAGGCCUUCAAGCAAAGAAGCUUUUUAAUUAGAUGUGAAACUAUCCCAUGAUGCACAGAAGAAAACAAGGAGCAGAAAUGAGGCUGCAGUGACUGACAGAUACAAUCUGAAGACAUAAUGGGCUUUAAUGGUUCAAAUGAUAAAUGUUUAAAUAAGUUGAAUAAUCAGAGGGAGGAAUUUGUUUUAAUCUGCAUUUUUAACAAUAAUAAGUCGAUUUUUCAGGGAUUUGUAGCUUCUACAAGAAAUCAUCAGUAAUCUAAACAUAAAGAAAUUACAUGAAACCGCAUGUUUUCAGCGUAUCUGAAGAUCAGAUUUGGAUCAAAGUUCAGCAGGUUAAUAACAAACUUAUAAAACUGAGACGAUGAUGAAAAAGCCUAGAUGCAGUCAGUUUGAGAGAAACUUCAGUUUUGGAGGAAGAACCACCACAGGAGGACAGUAGAGCAUACUGAUGGUUAAAAGGUCACAUUUAACAGCAGAAAGUCUGCAGACAUCCAGAUUUUCUUGAUGCUCUUUAAAUCCUCUGCAACUAAAACUAUGGUUUCAUAUACGUUCAUGUUUUUCUUCUUCUGAAGCUGGUAUCUGUCAGUGUGUUUUCGGUUCUGUAUUUGUUUAUGUUUAAAUCAGAUGUUUUUGAUGUCUUUGAGUUCCUGCUUCUGGUAUUUUAUUUCCUAGGUUCUGUUCUGAUUGACUGUGUGGUUUUAUUGUAAUUUUUAGAUCUGUUGUUCUCCCCGUGUUCUGGUUCCCUGGGUGUGUUUUUCAGUUUGUUUCUUCAUCUUGCUCCUCCAUGUCCUCAUUUGUCUCUGUAUGCUUCCCCUGCUCCCUCCCUCCCUGCGUCCCUGUCACAUCUGUUCCCUUUUUCUGUGAUUAUCUGCCCUUUGUUUCCCCUCUCACAUCUUCCUGUAUAUUAGUUGGUCUGUGUUCUUUGUUCCCCGCUGGUUCCUCUUGUCUCUUACCCUGUGCACUACCCGCAUCCUUGCCUUGAAUCCCUGCAGUAUUUUUGUAAGUUUGGCUCUGACUGGUUGACACCUGCAGUGUUUUUGUUACGUUUUUUGUUACUUUUCAUUUUAUGAUUAAAAACCAAGACUGCUUGAAAUGCUGCUCCCGAGCUCUUGACUGCGCUUUGGUCCAACCCCAAACCCGAAUGUGACAGUAUCUACAGAAGCUCUAACAUUAAAGUCAGACAUAAAGUCUGUUGGUGUUUCUUAAAUGUCA
Molecule: messenger RNA, 5935 nt
Organism: Girardinichthys multiradiatus
Lineage: Eukaryota; Metazoa; Chordata; Actinopteri; Cyprinodontiformes; Goodeidae
Product: alpha-tectorin-like
Exons: 19
Coding region: 1998-4361 (787 amino acids)
Source: RefSeq, a predicted model, not a curated record